AUGGCUCCAAAUACGCAACCCCCCAAUAUUUUCGAAGACGCUCCCCGUUCUCCUACCAAACCGUCCGUGAUUCGAGCCAUCCUAUCCGCCAAAGCACACAAAAGAAACCUCUCCGCAGAUGAGACGAUCGCCCCCAAGCCCUUGAAUCGAAGCAAGCCCCUCAACAACUCUUUCGAAUCAUCAAUCGAUGGGCAGAAUCAGCACUACCAGCAGCCAUUGACUGAAAUAACGGCCAACCGUGACGCGGGCGACGGGCCUCCCAAGUCGCCCACCAAGUCUGGCGGGAUUGGUCUGCACAAGAAGACAAAGAGUGCCGUCUCGCUAAAAUCGCUGAUUAGCUACAUGGAGCGAAAGGACAAUAAAACAGAGGACUUGGCGGACGAGGAAUCACAGGAGUGGAAGCCCAAAAAGGCCAAGUCCGCCAACAGCCUAACGGCUAUCCUGAAACGUUCUCAGCGGGGCCGCAAGAAUUCCACCGCCUCCUCCAAGGACGGUCCCAAUAAUAAAGAGAACCGGAGCCCAAGUGAUAGUUUGCCAUCGCCCGUUUGGACACAGUAUACAGCACGGUCUUCGUUCGAACAACCUGCACCCCGACGGUCGCAAGACAAACGGCGAACGUUACACGACGAAGUCUCUCUGUACACCCCAAGAGGCUAUGGACCACAAGAACAACGCAAUUUCUACGACCUCCAUCAACCGUCUUUGACGAAACGCACUGAAACAAGACCCCGUCCCAAGUCGGAGAUUAUAACGGGAAACCGUAAGAUGAAGGAAGUACUCGGCGCCAUGCGUACCCCAUCUGACAACGCGUAUCCCGCCGACGCGCCAGAGUCUCCAUCACCAACCAAGCCCCAAGGACGGCCUCGAAGGUUCUCGCGACCAAGGUCGCGUUCUCGUUCCCGUUCAGGAAUUGAGCAGCAGCCAGAACAGAAGCCAGAUUCCAAUCCCAAAAAGGUUUCCCGCGUCCAAGCAGCGAUCUCAGCUUUCAAUGCCAAAGAGCAGGGAGCAGAUUUGCAUCGAAUGAGCGUCAAAGAGCUUGAAAGCGAGUUCGAAAAGCUCCUGGAUGCACGCAACAUCCCCCAUAACAUGAGGGAUAAAAUGCGGUCGUUGGAUACAAACAUAAAAAUAGACUUUAUCCAGAAGGACCGCAACGAAAGUGCAACGCCGUCCAGUGCCAACCCUGGUGCGGACACGACAGACGGCAGUCGCCGAGGUCGCAAGAAGGAACAGAAAGACGACCAAAGUCGGGAUGGCAAGUCUCGCUCGCGAUCGAGAAGUCGCGGCUGGAGCUUCAAGGGCAGCAUCUCGCCGACAAAGAAACGAUCCGGGAGUGGAAGCUCCCACCGGCGUCCCAAGUCGGCAGAUUUCUCGCAGCCCGCAACACUGGCGAAUAUCUUGACGCCAACGACUUCGGUGACAUCGCUUGCCAUGACGACAAAUCACGAUACUGCCAUUGACCCGUCUGACUUCGUGCAUUAUCUGAGAGAGAUCCAGAAGCCAGAAAUGGUCGAGGUAGGAAAGGUGCAUAAACUACGCCUUCUAUUACGGAACGAGACGGUCACUUGGGUGGACACCUUUAUUGCGGAUGGCGGUAUGGAUGAAAUAGUUCAACUGCUUUACCGCAUUAUGAAAGUGGAAUGGAGAGAAGAGCAUGAAGACAAUCUCUUACACGAGACCCUGCUCUGUAUGAAAGCUCUCUGCACAACGUCUGUAGCGUUGAAACACCUUACCGAUAUCGAGGGUGAACUCUUUCCAGCCCUACUGAAAAUGCUCUUUGACGAGGAGAAAAAGGGACCAAGCGAGUUCACCACUCGUCAGAUCAUCAUCAACCUUUUAUUUACGCAGCUUGACACCGCCAGCUCCAACGAUGAUGCAGCUACUCGUGCUUCACGGCUUCUGUCCUACUUACGUGACCCUACCCCAUCCGAAGAGAAUCAACCCUUGAACUUCAUUGCCAACAUCUACCAAUCUCGUCCGUACCGAGUCUGGUGCAAGGAAGUAACAAACGUCAGCAAAGAAGUAUUCUGGAUCUUCCUGCACCACUUGAACGUGAUCCCGAUCGUGAAAUCCGAUGACACAACUUCAGCCUAUCGAGAGCGUCAUUUCCCCGUACCUAGGCCACCAGUCCCAGCAGCGCCCUAUGUGGGUGGAGUGGAAUGGGAUGCCACCAAUUACCUGGCUGCACACCUAGACCUCCUCAACGGUCUCAUUGCAUCGAUGCCAACAAAGGAAGAACGCAACAAUCUGCGCGACGAGUUCCGAGCUUCCGGCUUCGAAAAGGUAAUGGGUGGCAAUCUACGGACAUGCAAAGAGAAAUUCUACUCGUCCAUUCAUGACUGUUUGCGCACUUGGAUAUCGGCCGCCAUGGAAGAUGAAUGGCCAUACACCUUUGUCCGCGAGGGACCACCUCGACCAGAACCGUCCAAAUCACCAAUCAAAACUACUGGUGGUAGCCCUAAGAAGGGAGUUAUCGCUGAAAAGCCACCACAGUUGGAGCUGCCGCUCCCUUUGCCCGUUGGCAACAACAAUGACAAUCGCCGGUUUUCGCCCAAGGGCGAUAUCAACAAUUGGCUUUGA
Molecule: messenger RNA, 2577 nt
Organism: Aspergillus chevalieri
Lineage: Eukaryota; Fungi; Ascomycota; Eurotiomycetes; Eurotiales; Aspergillaceae
Exons: 3
Coding region: 1-2577 (858 amino acids)
Biological process (GO): actin cytoskeleton organization
Molecular function (GO): small GTPase binding; actin binding
Source: RefSeq, a predicted model, not a curated record